Naegleria fowleri is the source of this 1866-nucleotide messenger RNA. RefSeq lists its product as uncharacterized. Gene Ontology annotation, cellular component: ATP-binding cassette (ABC) transporter complex. Gene Ontology annotation, biological process: intracellular signal transduction; cyclic nucleotide biosynthetic process; transmembrane transport. The transcript is spliced from 3 exons. Gene Ontology annotation, molecular function: transmembrane transporter activity. Lineage: Eukaryota; Heterolobosea; Eutetramitea; Acrasida; Naegleriidae. The coding region runs from base 1 to 1866 and encodes 621 amino acids. The record is from RefSeq and is a predicted model, not a curated record.
AUGGGUUAUUGUGUCGAUAUUGUUGAACUGUCUGUAAAUGAAGGACUCGAGCUCAUGGCAAAUAACGGUGACAAGGAAAUGUAUGCAAUUCUCGAAUACUGGUCAAUUUCUCGAAAGCAUCAAUACAUAAAAUACAUCCAGACUGACAAAACCAUUGUGGACGCAGGAAACCUCGGUGUAUUUGGGAAAACAGGAUGGUACAUUCUAUCUUUUAUGACCGAUCAAUAUCCUGGAAUCGAUAUUUACAGAGAAUACCGUACAGACAAGGCUGCUAAAUAUCUAGCCGUAAACUCUUCAUCAACCUUAGGUAGACUGAUAGGACCUUCGAAAACAUGGAUUUCAUUUGAGCAACAAAUCAUCAACAAUUUGAAAUUGAAACUCUUUGUCGAAUAUACACCGAGUACUGAUCCAGAAUCUGCCAUAAUAAGCAGAAUUAUGGAAGCUAACAACAAGAAACAUUCUGCUCUAUUUUAUUUUUGGCAUCCCCACUAUUUGUUUGCCUUAAUUGAUAUUAAGGAUGUUUAUUUACCUGGUUACUCAGAUAGUUGCUGGACAGCCUAUAACCAGGAACAUGGUUUGAUCGACUGUGACUAUCCUACGGAAAUUCUAAAGAAGUUAAUCUCUCCACUUGUCGUAAAAGACGACCUCUUACCAUAUUUCUUCAACAAAUUUACCUACGACACCAAAGAUCAAAUCGAAAUUAUGGGAGAUGUUGUAAAUAACAACAUGUCAGUAUGGGAGGCUUCAUGUAAAUGGAUUAAGAACAAUACCAAUAUUGUGAAGGAAUGGAUUCCCAAGUCACAACCCCAACAAAAUGCAAUCAUAAUUGGGCUUAUUGUUGCGUCUUUGUCCGUUCUUUUGAUUAUAUUUUGUUUUUUGUUCACCAUUGUAGUGGUGAUCUUCUUGAUGCUUAGGAAAAAGAUAAGAAAACGAGAAUUGAGAUAUGCUCCAAAGACCUUGCCCAUAACUGUUGUUUUUACGGACAUUCAAAACUCAACGAUCUUAUGGAAUAUUUUUCCAAACAAGAUGAAAACUGCUCUUGAAAUUCAUAACCUGAUCAUACGAGUGAAUAUUUCAAAAUACAAAGGAUAUGAGUGCAAAACUCAAGGAGACUCAUUCAUGAUUGUAUUCGGCAAUCCUGCACUGGCACUCGCAUUUAGCUUGAACGUUCAACAAGAUUUGUUGCUUGCUAAUUGGCCUCUAGAAAUUCUCAACCAUGCAGACACUAAGGAGGUGAAGUACGAAGAACAGCUCAUAUAUAGAGGACCUCGUGUUCGAAUAGGAGUUCAUACUGGCAAUGAUUGUGAGUUUCACUUGGAUAAAACAACGCAACGCAUGGAUUAUAUUGGAAAUACUGUUAAUAAGGCCAGCAAAAUAGAAAGCUUAGCUGAGGGAGGAAGAAUUUAUUGCUCUGAGGAAUUUGUUGAAGCAAUCAACCAACAGGUAGCUCAGCAACACACCACAAUAGAAAAAGAAGCUGAUUUGAUAUUAGAAAAAAUAGCCAACAAGAAUAUUCAAUUUCAAUCAUUGGGUUUGGAAGAAUUAAACGGUUUGGAAGGGCUUCAUUCUAUAUAUUGGGUCAUGGACAUGAAUUGUAAGAGAACCUUGUAUCUUCGACAAUUAGAGCUGUCUACCAUGAAUAUCAACAGAGAAUUUCGGCAUAUUGAAGAACUUAGACAAUAUCUCUAUGAUCCAACUUCUCUUGACGAAAAAAUCAAAAGCAAAAUUUUGAUUGAUAUUAUCAACAUUCUUAAUAAUGGAUUUUAUGACAUCCCAUCGAGGAUGGAAAAAUUCGAAGAUACUCUGUUUGCAAUUGUUUUUCAUAACGUGUUUGAACGACUGAAAGAAGAAAAUGAAUAUUACUGA